Messenger RNA from Cladophialophora psammophila CBS 110553, 1773 nucleotides. Its product is annotated as uroporphyrin-III C-methyltransferase/precorrin-2 dehydrogenase/sirohydrochlorin ferrochelatase. Gene Ontology annotation, biological process: sulfate assimilation; siroheme biosynthetic process. The record is from RefSeq and is a predicted model, not a curated record. Gene Ontology annotation, molecular function: uroporphyrin-III C-methyltransferase activity. The coding region runs from base 1 to 1773 and encodes 590 amino acids. Lineage: Eukaryota; Fungi; Ascomycota; Eurotiomycetes; Chaetothyriales; Herpotrichiellaceae. The transcript has a single exon.
AUGUUUAUCCCUGCUUUGCUAACAGCGCAUAGCUGUGUCGGACACGUCCACCUGGUCCUCGGUUCUGGGCCUCUCGCUGCCGCGAGGUGCGCAAAGUCUCUCGAGGUUGGCGCCCUCCCUGCCGUCAUGUUUUCCGAAACCGAGAAACCCUACUUCACCCUUGCCGCAGCCAUUGACCAGGGCAGAGUGCGUUGGAUACGGCGGGAGUUUGAAGAGCAGGACCUGAAGACAUUGGGAAGAGAGGAAGUAGGUGGCUAUGUGGACGCGCUGUUUGUCACUCUUCCUGUCAAAGACCCUCGAACCAUUCAGGUAUCCAACCUGUGCAAGCGCAUGCGGAUACCUGUCAAUGUGGUGGAUGCACCGAACCUUUGCACGUUCACGCUUCUGUCGACUUAUUCAGAUGGCCCACUUCAAAUCGGAAUAACCACAUCAGGCAAUGGCUGCAAGCUAUCAUCGCGCAUUCGGCGUGAGAUUGCGUCGACCCUACCUCCCAAAUUCGGCUCUGCUGUAGAGAGACUUGGAACAGUGCGAAGGCGGAUAUGGGCAGAGGAUUUUAAGUCUCACACCUCAAAUCCCGCCGAAGCGCCCGACGUUGAAGCCGAAGACGAAGAGGCCGCGGCGCAGAAAUAUACGUUCAACUCAUUGGUCAAGGAAGACGAUCGGGAUCCAGCCGUUUUGCGCACGCGUCGCAUGAGGUGGCUUUCGCAGAUAUGCGAGUACUGGCCGCUAAGUCGACUUGCAGCAAUCACAGACGCAGAUGUGGCAACCAUACUCGAGGCAUACAGGACCACUGCUCAAACGCCUGCUCCACGCCUGGAUAACACCUCCGGUCUGCUUCCGGCUCCGGCUCCCCGCAAAGGCACGAUCACUUUGGCUGGCUCAGGCCCAGGGCAUCCUUCUCUACUGACAAUCGCCGCCCGAACAGCCAUUGAAACAGCCCAUGUCAUUUUGGCUGACAAGCUUGUUCCUGCCGAAAUCCUAGCCCUCAUCCCUCGUAGAACUCCUAUCCAUAUCGCACGAAAAUUUCCUGGCAAUGCGGACGCUGCGCAAGAAGAAAUGCUUCAAAUGGGGCUGGAGGCCAUGGAAGAAGGCAAGGACGUCCUCCGGCUGAAGCAAGGUGAUCCAUAUCUAUACGGCCGUGGAGCCGAAGAAGUGACCUUCUUCCGGGAACGAGGUUUCGAGGUCAGAGUGAUACCUGGCAUUACCAGCGCUCUGUCAGCACCCAUGUUCGCCGAUGUCCCGGUAACUCAUCGGGCUGUUGCUGACCAAGUCGUCAUUUGCACCGGGACUGGGAGAAAAGGAGCAUCGCCUGAACCGCCGUCUUAUCGGAAGAGCAAGACCGUGGUAUUCUUGAUGGCGUUGCAUAGGUUAGAGAGUUUGGUCAAAAGUCUGACACAGGACUCGGAGGCUCAGAACCCGGAAGCGAAAAGACGGGCACUCUGGCCCUCAAGUACACCAUGCGCUGUGAUCGAAAGAGCCAGCUGUCCGGAUCAGAGGGUGAUCCGAUCGACUCUUGAGUACGUCUGUCAGGCGGUGGAAGAGGAAGGGUCCAGACCGCCCGGCUUACUUGUCGUUGGCAAUUCUUGCGAAGUGCUGUACAAGGCUGACCAAGACAAGAGAUGGACCGUUGAAGAGGGCUUCAGAGGUCUCGGCGCCGCCGGAUCAGCUGCUUCGGAGCUUGAUAUACUAAAAGAGGUAGAAAAUGUGUCGUCGAAGGAGAUCAAGGAGCGGCCCAAAGCAAAUGGAGAGCCGCAUCCUGGGAUAACGACUUGA